AUGGUUCUCAAAGCAAAGGGACUUCGUGGACUUUUGCUUGCUUGGAACCUGUUUGUUGGGCAGGCCAAGCUAUGGGACAAGAUCGAGACUGAAUCCGCACCACCGGGACGAUUUUUGCAUUCAAUGGUCCUUCAUGCACGGCGCAUAUGGAUCUUUGGUGGGGCGGCGGGAAGCGGCAAGGGCCCCAACGACGGGCCCUUCAAUGAUUUGCAGUGCUUCGACAUGGCGUCCGAGAAAUGGAUCCAAGUCGCUGCAGAGCAGACCCCUGCCGAGCGCGCUGGGCAUGUGGCCAUCGUGGACGGCUUUGGGCGUAUGUGGAUCCAUGGAGGUACUCACAGCAAAAAUGUUCCGCCCGCAGACCAGUUAGACUUUAUUGAGCUGGACGCCAUUGACCUUUCAGCCAAGACGGGCCGCAGCUGGACCCCAGUUCAACCUGCUGGCACCCCGCCAGCCGCCCGUACCAUGCACAGCGCCGUCACGGAUGGCUUUGGUGGCAUGUGGAUCUUCGGAGGAUUGCGGGUCGGUCCGAGCACAUCACCGAGUGAGGCAAUAUUCAACGAUGUGCAGUAUUUUGAUUUCGAGGGCAAGAACUGGACCCAGAUCGAGUGCGCAGGGGAUUUGCCGACGAAACGCUUCGGGCACAGCGCUGUGCUGACCUCUUUGAAACACAUGUGGAUCUUCGGCGGUCAAGGUGAACCUGAUAACUUUGAGGCGUUGGCCUACUUGAACUUGGUGACCCAAAGCUGGUUUCGUGUCACGAGCAAGGGCACGGCCCCACCAUCCUUGCUUGCACACGCUUCAGUCUUGGACGCGCGCGGCCGCAUGUGGGUGCUGGGAGGCCAAGCCAGCCCUGAUCAGGCGAAUGGCAAAGUGUAUUAUCUCGACACCUCGCUUAUGCAGAAUACAGAAUGGAAGAUGCUCGAGGAGUUUGGCUCCGCGCCCCUCCCACGUAUCGGCGGCCGUGCUGUCAUCGAGACGAGCGGCAAGCUCUGGGGCUUCGGCGGCACGCUCGGGCCGCCUCGUGAUGGUACCUUUCCGAAGGACCUCUAUUGGUUGGAUACUACUGGACCGGCGCCGACCACAGCCACGAGCACUACGACCCGACACCCGAAAGAUCCCAACCCCAACAGCGGUGGCAGCACGAUUCUAGUGAUUGUGCUGCUGCUGGUCGCUGCAGCUCUCAUCGGGGGUGGAGUGUUCUUCUUCCGUCGACGUCGUGACAUGAGGCUGAUGCAGGACAUUGGAGAGCCACGACAGGUUGAGCUGGGUGAAGCUCGCGCCUAG
Molecule: messenger RNA, 1284 nt
Organism: Durusdinium trenchii
Lineage: Eukaryota; Dinophyceae; Suessiales; Symbiodiniaceae
Source: the annotation of a GenBank genome assembly